UUAAGAUUGUUAUUUUUGUUGUGUCUUUGAAAAAACACAACAGCAAAAAAAAAAAAAACCCCAUUAAGAGGUUUUUCACUUUCUUCUUCUUCUUUUUCUUCUUCAUCUCUUCAAUCCCAAAACUCAGGAUUAUUUGUUGAUAGGUUAUUCAUACAUAUUGACCUGCUGUGGAAGUAAGCUCAUUAUCUAAAGUGUUAACGGUAAUUUGACGGUUUUGCUUACGAUGGAUUCACCUGAACGAGGUCGUUAUGCGAAACGGGAUGUAGAGGAUGGUUUGGAUGUGAAGAGCGAUAGGGCUGUUGAUGAUGAAGAGUGGGAGGGCAGUGAUAAGAGAAAGCAUAGGUCAAGUAGGUCAAGAAAACUGAGCAAUGGAGAAGAUGCUGAGGGGUUAGAUGGAAGAAGAAGAAGCUCUGGGGAUAGAAAUGAGGGUCGGAAACGGUCAGGUGGAUCUAGUAGAGCGGGUAGUGAUGAGGAGGAUCACGACUCAAGAAAAGAGUCGCGCUCUAAGCAGAUCAAGAAAAGACAAGAAGAGAAUACAUUGGAAAAGUUGAGCAACUGGUACCAAGAUGGAGAAUUAGAGAACAAGAAAGAUGGUGUAGAUAAGUCAGGGAGUAGAGGGCAUGGUCGAGCUGAUGAAAGUGAGAAAAGAAAAACAGCGUCCAAGUUUUCAGAGCACGAGGGUUCUCAAAGCAGGAUUAAAAGCAAAGAAGAAAGAUCCCAUGAUGUAGAGAUUGAAAAAGUGGUUGAUAGAGAUUCCAGGUAUUCAGAGAGGAGGGAAACUGGUCGGGAGAAGGGUCAUGGAUCUUCUGAGGAGCUGAGAAAUUCGAGGAGAAAAUGGGAUGAAUCUGAUGCUGGCAAGAAAGCCGAAGAAACUUUUUCCGAAAGAACUGAGCUUAGAGACCGUAAGUUGUCUGAUCCUAAGUAUGAGAGUGCUAGAGAGAGAAGCGUGUCUGCUAGGAAUGAACCCAGUGAGAGUAAAAGCCGGGGUGUUGAUUCAAACAGUGAGAAGGGUAUGAAAUCUAGCAAUAGAGAAGAGAGAAGAGCUGAUGCUGAGAGGAGUAAGAGCAAGGUGAGAUCAGAGAUACUUGAAGAAGAUAAUAGGGCUAGUCCCGUUACUCAUGAAGACCGAUCAGGCAGGGAAAAAACUGAGAAGCAUAAACAGCAGAGAACUCCAACUCAAGAUGUUGCUGAAAGCCGGGACAGAACAUUAAGUGCUGAUGAAGAUAGAAAUAUGCGGAUGAGGGAUAAAAAUGCAAGAGAAGUGGGGCAUUCCAGGAGGUCAAGGACCCCUGAGAGGAGUGGUAGGCGCCAUCAAGAGACAGAUCACUCUGAGAUGGAUAGUGAAAGAGGUUUCAACCUCAAGCGAAAGGAAUUGGAAAAGGAUGGUUAUAGGGAUGAUAGAUUGAAAGGCAGAGAUGAUAGCUGGAGUGAUAGAAAUAGGGACCAUGAAGUUUCCAAAGAGAAUUGGAAAAGAAGGCAACCCAUCAAUAGCGAUAAAGACUCAAAAAAUGGUGAUAUUGUUUAUGAUCAUGGCAGAGAAUGGGAGAUGCCAAGACAUGGUCGUGAGAGGACCGACAAUGAAAGGCCUCAUGGCCGGUCUGGUAAUAGGAAAGAUGGAAGCAGGGGUGAAGCUGUGAAAACCUCAUCAAACUUUGGAAUUUCAAAUGAGAAUUAUGAUGUGAUAGAGAUUCAAACCAAGCCUCUUGAUUAUGGAAGACCUGAUUCUGGAUCCAACUUCGCCAGGAGAAAUGAAGUUGCUCAGCAAUCUGAUGUGAAAUUAACACCAAAUGAUGAAGAAUGGGCAUAUAUGGAUGACAGGGCAAGAAGGAGUGAUAUAUAUAGCUCUGGGCCACCUGGUGAAGAUUCAAAGGAAAGAUAUACAGAUGAUGGUACCUCCAUGCGAGAUCAAAAUUCAUGGAGGGAUGACUUUGAUUUCCAUGGAGGAAAAGGUAGGGGCCAGAAAGGUGCUAUGUCUGGUCGCAGUGCUGGUGGCCAAAGUUCCAGUAGUGGUUCACAACCUCCUUAUGGAAACCAGGAUCUAGUGUCCUUCAAUAGAGCUGCCUCACAAGGAGUAAAAGGGAAUAGAGUUGGGAGAGGCGGAAGAGGUAGGCCAAGUGGGAGAGACAACCAACAGGUGGCAAUCCCAUUGCCAAUAAUGGGAUCGCCUUUUGGACCUCUUGGAAUUCCUCCACCUGGACCAAUGCAGCAAAUUAACCCUAGUAUGCAACCUGCUCCAGGUCCACCAAUGUCACCUGGUGUCUUCAUUCAGCCAUUUAGUCCGCCUGUUUGGCCUGGGGCUCGAGGUGUUGAUAUGAAUAUGUUAGCUGUUGCACCUGGCCUCUCUCCUGUUCCUCCUGGACCAUCAGGUCCAAGGUUUCCUCCCAAUUUGGGGAAUUCACCCUCUGCUAUCUAUUUCAAUCAACCUGGCCCUGGCCCUGGCCCCGGGAGAGGAGUAACUCCUAGCAUUUCUGGCCCUGGUUUUAAUGCUGCUGGGGCAAUGGGACGAGGAACUCCACUUGAUAAAACUCCAGGGGGUUGGGUUCCACCUAAAAGUAGUGGGCCUCCUGGUAAAGCUCCUUCUAGAGGAGAGCAGAAUGAUUACUCUCAAAAUUUUGUUGACACUGGUAUGCGUCCCCAGAAUUUCAUUAGAGAGCUGGAGCUUACAAAUGUUGUUGAGGAUUACCCUAAGCUUAGGGAGCUUAUACAGAAAAAAGAUGAGAUUGUUUCUAAAUCUGCUUCUUCUCCUAUGUAUCACAAAUGUGACCUGAAAGAGUUUGAAUUGUCCCCAGAGUUCUUUGGAACCAAGUUUGACGUCAUUCUUGUGGACCCCCCAUGGGAGGAAUAUGUUCAUCGCGCUCCCGGUGUGGCUGACCAUAUGGAGUACUGGACAUUCGAAGAAAUAAUGAAUCUUAAGAUCGAGGCAAUAGCAGACACACCUUCUUUUAUCUUCCUUUGGGUUGGUGAUGGUGUGGGCCUUGAGCAGGGCCGUCAAUGUCUAAAGAAGUGGGGAUUCCGUAGGUGUGAGGAUAUUUGUUGGGUGAAAACAAACAAAACUACUGCAACACCAGGGUUGCGUCAUGAUUCUCAUACUUUAUUUCAGCACUCAAAGGAACACUGCUUGAUGGGCAUAAAGGGAACCGUUCGUCGCAGUACUGAUGGUCACAUAAUCCAUGCCAACAUUGAUACUGAUGUAAUAAUUGCUGAGGAGCCUCCUUAUGGUUCAACCCAAAAGCCUGACGACAUGUAUAGAAUUAUUGAGCAUUUUGCCCUUGGCCGCAGAAGACUUGAGCUCUUCGGUGAAGACCACAAUAUUCGGUCUGGAUGGCUGACUGUUGGCAAAGAACUAUCCUCGUCAAAUUUUAAUAGUGAGGCAUAUGUCAGGAACUUUUCUGACAAGGAUGGUAAAGUUUGGCUGGGAGGGGGAGGACGAAAUCCACCUCCAGAGGCACCUCAUCUUGUUGUGACAACCCCUGAAAUAGAGUCUCUCCGGCCCAAGUCACCGAUGAAGAACCAGCAGCAACUUCAACAGCAGCAGUCAGCAUCCAUCUCCCUGACUACGCCCAAUUCCUCCAAUAGAAGGACUGCUGGAAACUCACCUCAAAAUCCGGGUGCUCUUGGUCUAAACCAAGAAGCCAGCUCUAACCCCUCAACUCCAGCUGCUUGGGCCUCACCGAUGGAGGGUUUUAGACGAGAAGGGAGCAUUAUGACUUCAGAUGAUAAGGUUUUUGAUAUGUAUGGCGGGUUUAGUGGGCAGGGAAAUCAAGACUAUCUAGAUUUUGAGUCUCACAGACAAAUGAAUUUGUUGUAACAAAAUACUCGGUAUAAUAAUCUGCUGUUUUGUAGCAUGUAAUAUUUUUUUGGCCUCCAAUUUAAGUGGAAAGAAAAUUCCAUA
Messenger RNA from Quercus robur (English oak), 3892 nucleotides. RefSeq names its product N6-adenosine-methyltransferase non-catalytic subunit MTB. The transcript is spliced from 7 exons. Gene Ontology annotation, cellular component: nucleus; RNA N6-methyladenosine methyltransferase complex. The record is from RefSeq and is a predicted model, not a curated record. Bases 224 to 3808 code for a protein of 1194 amino acids. NCBI's taxonomy places the organism in Eukaryota, Viridiplantae, Streptophyta, Magnoliopsida, Fagales, Fagaceae. Gene Ontology annotation, molecular function: mRNA binding; methyltransferase activity.